Triticum turgidum subsp. durum (durum wheat) is the source of this 414-nucleotide messenger RNA. The record is from the annotation of a GenBank genome assembly. NCBI's taxonomy places the organism in Eukaryota, Viridiplantae, Streptophyta, Magnoliopsida, Poales, Poaceae.
AUGACCAAGAGAGGCCCCCGGAUCUGCGCUCCCGCGGCUGACGGCGGCCAUGACGAGGCUGCUCUAGAGCACCCCCUCCCCGGCGGCGAGAGAUUGGCCUCCACGUACAUGGAGUUGACCCCGGUUUUCAGGGAUGGUGCUGCUAGCGUUCAACACCAUGGACGGACGGAUGCUGGGCAGAACCCAGGCCAUGACAAUGCAGGCACAUAUCAAGGAUUCUCGACACCCUCAACUGAAGCUCCAACUCAAUUACUUCCCGUGCUGGACAUUGCUCCAACAUCGUCGUUCCGUCCAUGCUUCGAAUUGAUGGGUUGCCGUUCUGCCGACCUUGCCGGAAUCAAGUCUGCCCGUGCUCCAGCCAAGAUACGUCAUUUCGGGUGCUCGAGCAGUACUAAUUUAUAUUCAUGCUGCUAA